Caenorhabditis elegans is the source of this 1488-nucleotide messenger RNA. RefSeq names its product UBX domain-containing protein 6 (gene ubxn-6). The record is from RefSeq and is marked reviewed. The coding region runs from base 11 to 1324 and encodes 437 amino acids. Lineage: Eukaryota; Metazoa; Nematoda; Chromadorea; Rhabditida; Rhabditidae. The transcript has 4 exons.
AGAAAGAAGAAUGAAUAGUUUCAAGAAAUUCCUCAACAAAAAGCGAGUCCAGAAUCACUUCAAAAAGAGCGGUGAAGGUGUUCGUUUGUCAUCCGGCGAGUCAUCUUCGCAGCCUUCUGCCCACGCUGGAGCCGCCCAGGGAGGCCAAAUUGAUCGUGUCGCGGCCGCUGAUAUUGCUGCUCAGGCUGCUUUCAAACGGAUGCAGAAGAAUGAACCUCAACAAAAUGCUGGAAAACGAAGAAUUCAAAUGAUUGCAAAACGAGAGCUGGAAGAAGAGAGACGUCAGGUUGAAGAUCUCAACAUUUCUGGGACUUCAUCACUGCAGCAACCCGACCGUGAGCAACACCUCGAGCAUUCAUCCGCAAUAUCACGUGUUCUCUACACUUCCGAGUUGCUCGGUGAGCAUCAUAUUCGCUCGAAAGCAGAUCUUCUUGAAGAUAUCAAAAAUUUCCUUUCUGAUCAGAUCAGCGAGGCGGAUGAUGAAAACGAUAAAGUGAUUGCCGCAGUUUUGAUGCUCUAUUCACUUAAUAAGAAACAUCCCAAGGAGACUGCCAUCGAAACAAUCUGCAAGUAUUGUCAAAACAUUUUGGAACACCCAGGAGAGGAUAAAUACAAAUCAAUUCGUUUGGGAAAUAAGGCAUUCCAAGAACGAGUUGCAUCAGUAGUUGGAGGACGUGCAUUCCUUGAAGCUGUUGGAUUUACUGAGAAAUCUGAAGGAGAAGACAAGUUCCUUGUGUUCACAAAACCAUCAGAUGUUCAUUUGGUGGAGGCUCUGGAAGCUUUGAAGGAUGGGCAGGCUGUGCCUAUAAAGGUUGCUAGAAAUCUAGAGAUCUUCAAGCUAAAAGAGGGGCAAAAACCGAAAGCACCAAAGUUGGCAGAUGAUUUUUACAAUUUGUCGACUGCUGAACUCAAAGCCGAACAGAGAAAUAAGGAGAUGCAGGUGGAGAGAAUGCUGACAUUGCGUACGAAGGAAAUGAGACAAAAAGACGAACAAAUGACCAAUUAUCGCUACAAAUAUACGUUGAUUCGUGUCAGAUUGCCUGGAAAUUUGUUGAUGCAGGGAGUAUUUGGUUGCCAUGAACCAUUUUCCGCAGUCCGUGUCUUCGUUGCUUCAACUCUUUCCGAUGCUCUUUCGACAUCCGAAUUCACUCUUCGUGACGCUGCCAGUCAACUCGUGGAGGAUGAAUCUGCAUCGUUGGCUCAACUCAGUCUUGCUCCAGCUGCUCUUCUUCAUGUCGUCUUCGCUGAAAACCUGUCUGAUUAUGGACAAAUCGUUGCCGAUGAGCAUAUCGAAAUUAUCCAGGAGCUUGAAGCUUCCGACUAAUUUUUGUAUAAUUUAAAAAUAUAAUUCCCGGCUAUUAGUGUGAUAUGUUUGUCAUUAUUUUUUUCCGGUACUGCUGAUGUUUUAUUUCGCCUAAUCGCUUUCGUUGUAUUUAACUUAUAAGAUGCAAAAAGAUUCGAGCAGCAUAUUAAAGAUUUUGUACAGAA